Molecule: messenger RNA, 8979 nt
Organism: Manis javanica (Malayan pangolin)
Lineage: Eukaryota; Metazoa; Chordata; Mammalia; Pholidota; Manidae
Gene: AGFG1
Product: ArfGAP with FG repeats 1
Biological process (GO): intermediate filament organization; acrosome assembly; spermatid nucleus differentiation
Cellular component (GO): cytoplasm; cytoplasmic vesicle; membrane
Molecular function (GO): GTPase activator activity
Source: RefSeq, a predicted model, not a curated record
AUGGCGGCCAGCGCGAAGCGGAAGCAGGAGGAGAAGCACCUGAAGAUGCUGCGGGACAUGACCGGCCUCCCGCACAACCGAAAGUGCUUCGACUGCGACCAGCGCGGCCCCACCUACGUGAACAUGACGGUCGGCUCCUUCGUCUGCACGUCCUGCUCCGGCUGCCUGCGAGGUUUAAAUCCACCACACAGGGUGAAAUCUAUCUCCAUGACAACAUUCACACAACAGGAAAUUGAAUUCCUGCAAAAGCAUGGAAAUGAAGUCUGUAAACAGAUUUGGCUAGGAUUAUUUGAUGAUAGAUCUUCAGCAAUUCCAGACUUCAGGGAUCCACAAAAAGUGAAAGAGUUCCUACAAGAAAAAUAUGAAAAGAAAAGAUGGUAUGUCCCACCAGAACAAGCCAAAGUGGUGGCAUCAGUUCAUGCAUCUAUUUCAGGGUCCUCUGCUAGUAGCACCAGCAGCACCCCUGAGGUCAAACCACUGAAGUCUCUCCUAGGAGAUUCAGCACCAGCCCUGCACUUGAACAAGGGCACGCCUAGUCAGUCCCCUGUUGUAGGUCGCUCUCAAGGGCAGCAGCAGGACAAGAAGCAGUUUGACCUUUUAAGUGAUCUUGGCUCAGACAUCUUUGCUGCUCCAGCACCUCAGUCAACAGCUACAGCCAAUUUUGCUAACUUUGCACAUUUCAACAGUCAUGCAACUCAGAAUUCUGCAAAUGCAGAUUUUGCAAACUUUGAUGCAUUUGGACAGUCUAGUGGUUCGAGUAAUUUUGGAGGUUUCCCCACAGCAAGUCACUCUCCUUUUCAGCCCCAAACUACAGGUGGAAGUGCUGGAUCAGUAAAUGCUAAUUUCGCUCAUUUUGAUAACUUCCCCAAAUCCUCCAGUGCUGAUUUUGGAACCUUCAGUACUUCCCAGAGUCACCAAACAGCAUCAGCUGUUAGUAAAGUUUCAACAAACAAAGCUGGUCUACAGACUACAGACAAAUAUGCAGCACUUGCUAAUUUAGACAAUAUCUUCAGUGCUGGGCAAGGUGGUGAUCAGGGGAGUGGCUUUGGAACCACAGGUAAAGCUCCUGUUGGUUCUGUGGUUUCAGUUCCCAGUCAGUCAAGUGCAUCUUCAGACAAGUACGCAGCCCUGGCAGAACUAGACAGUGUUUUCAGCUCUGCAGCCACCUCUAGUAACGCGUACACUUCCACAGGCAGUGCUGGCAGCAGUGUUUUUGGAACAGUGCCGGUGGGUGCUUCCGCCCAGACACAGCCUGCUUCUUCAAAUGUGCCUGCUCCAUUUGGAGCUACGCCUUCAACGAAUCCAUUCGUUGCUGCUGCUGGUCCUUCGGUGGCAUCUUCUACAAAUCCAUUUCAGACCAAUGCCAGAGGAGCAACAGCGGCCACCUUUGGCACCGCCUCCAUGAGCAUGCCUGCGGGCUUCGGCACUCCUGCCCCCUAUAGUCUCCCCACCAGCUUUAGCGGCAGCUUCCAGCAGCCUGCCUUCCCAGCCCAAGCCGCUUUCCCUCAACAGACAGCUUUUUCUCCACAGCCCAAUGGUGCAGGUUUUGCAGCAUUUGGACAAACAAAGCCAGUGGUCACCCCUUUUGGUCAAGUUGCGGCUGCUGGAGUGUCUAGUAAUCCUUUUAUGACUGGUGCACCGACAGGACAAUUUCCAACAGGAAGCUCAUCAACCAACCCUUUCUUAUAGCCUUAUAUAGACACUUUACUGGAUUGAACUUUUGCGUGGUCACAUUACAUCUCUCCGCCUCUUGCACUGUUGUCUUGUUUCACUGAUCUUAGCUUUAAACACAAGAGAAGUCUUUAAAAAGCCUGCAUUGUGUAUUAAAUACCAGGUAAUAUGUGCAAAACAGAGGGCUCCAGUAACAACUUUUAACCUGUGAAUUGGCAGAAAAAGGUAGCGGUAUCAUGUAUAUUAAAAAUUGGCUAAUAUUAAGUUAUUGCAGAUACCACAUUUAUUAUGCUGCAGUACUGUACAUAUUUUUCUUAGAAAUUAGCUAUUUGUGAAUAUCAGUAUUUGUAACUUUAACACAUUGUUAUGUGAGAAAUGUUACUGGGGAAAUAGAUCAGCCACUUUUAAGGUGCUGUCAUGUUUCUUGGAAUGAAUGACCUAAAAUCAUUUUAACUAUUGCUACUGGAAAGUUACAAAGUCAAAAUUGGAAGGUUUUAUUCAUUCUUGAAUUUUUCCUUUCUAAAGAGCUCUGCCAUUUAUACCUACCCAAAUUCUUUAAAAAUGUAGAGGGAUACCUAUCUGCAUAAUAAAGCUCAUCAUGUUUUGCUACAGUUUGCAGGUGAAAAAAAUAAAUAUUAGAAAAUAUGCUAUUGUUUUUGUGUUCUUGCUGCAAUGCCUUUACCAAAGUGGCCUUAAGUAUGAGUAGUGAAUUGAGAACAUCUUGAAUUCUUAAAUUACAAUUUCAGAAGACUUCUAGUGACUAACUUUUAUGUCUAAAAGAGAAAAUUUUAUAAAAAGGCCAUGUAGAAAAUUCAUGAAAACUACCAUGACUGCUGUAAUUCAGGAAUAUGUCAGUGGUAAAGCAUUUAAAUAUAGCUUGUCAGAUUCACCAUAAUCCUUCUAAUUUCUCUGCAACUUAUUAAUUUUGUGAAAAUGUGUAUAUAUAAAGAAUUUGCAUGUAUGUGUAUUCACAAAUUUUUUUUAAGUAUCUUGAAUUCUCAGACUGCAAAAGGCCUAUUUUAACUAUGAUUUAAAAAAAAAUACUGUCUUUGAAUGUACUGGAAGCAGACAUGCAGUAACUGUGACAUAAUUGCACCUCAGUUUUUUUUUCCUUUGGAUGAAGUAGUAUUAUUAAUAGGACAUUUAUUUAUGUUCAUUUCUGGGGGAAAGAAACUGGAACCCAGUGUUACCUUAAAGUUAUAGAAUACUUUGUUUAAAAAGGCAGCAAUUCUAAUGUGUAGUUAUAUCUUUUUGUUAAUAUGCAAGUGAACUUGUUUAAAUAUUUAUAUAUAGUAAUGCCUCAUUCAUCCAGACAUAAUCUGGUGGUCUCAUCAAAAGAGAACACAAUGGGAAACUUGGUAUAAUACUUUUUUGAAAAAUGCCUUUAAGCAACCCACGUAUGUCAGAAAGUCUAUACGUUAGAGCUCAUGCAUAUGUUUUUAUGUGAAAUUCUGAUUAUUUGAUUUUCUAGCCCAUAGCAUAUUAACAGUUCAGAAGUGAUGGCUUGAAAGGAAGGCAAUAGAAAAAACUAUGAAGAGCAUACAUGAUUGAAGACCCUUUAAUGUAGGAACAGCCAUCCUAGCCUAGAGGACAACACUGUAUCAUAUCAUCUUCUGAUAAUUGGCUAUUACUGUGACUCUGUGUCAUCCAGAAAAGGUGAAAUUACAUAUACAAAUAUGUAAUACAUGUUUGAAAACUUUUAUCUUACUUGAUGAAGAUGAAUGAUACAAAAAUGAUUUUUAAAUGUUUCUGAAAGCUUUGGCAUUAAAUGAGAUGAACGUCAGUUUCCUCAAAUGUUUUACUCAUGUUGAGUUCCUUUUCUGGUGGUGACUAUGAGUUAUCAUACUAUAUUAAAGUCUGUGUCAUAUUUUAGACUUGUUAAACAUUGCUGUCCAUUGCAUAUUUAGCUGAGUGUGUGCUUUAUCUUAACUGUUUUGAUAAGCAAGAAGACUGGGAAAUCUCUGCUUCUUGUCUGAGCAGUAUGCCUCUUAGGCUGAAAUGAAUGCUGCAAAGGUUCAGGUGUGUAUUGGUGUAUACUUGAAAUCUCUACAUAUAUAGGGUCUCCCUCCAACCUUUCUUUUUUGGAGGGAAUACUUAAUAAAUGUCUUUGAAUUCCAAUGUUUUAGAUUGUAUUUGGUCCUAGCCAAUUCAUAUGUACAAAAUUAUGCUAUAUAAUUGUAGGCCAUUACCCAGUAACCUGCCAGGCUAUCUGUCUAAGAAGCAGAUUAAACAGUUGUUAUUAAAAUAAUUUUAAAGAGCUUUUUUUUUUCCUGGGUAAAUCUUGAAGUUUGUAAUUAAAUGGAAACUCUUAUUGAUUUUAAAUGAGUGCUUAUAAAAAUCAAAAUGCUUGGUUUAAGAAUUGACCCAGCUUUAAUGUGGAUUUAAGUCAACUUCUGUUAGACUUUCAUAUUUAGAUUUGGUUCUGGUUUUAUAUAGAUCAUCAUAAUUGUGUUGAGUACUGAAGAGGAGAAAUUCCUCAAAGGUGACAAGGCUGAAGACCUUCAAGUUUCCUGGCUUACUGGUGAAUCAGAUCUCUCCUAUCUUUGCUCAGGAAAGAAAAUUUUCUUUUCUUUUAGGGUGGCAAACUUUGUUGAUGCAUUUAAAGGCAUAUUCUGUUUUCACUUUGGUGAAAACAGAGAUUAGAAAAUCACAUUGUUCCUUAAAGUAAUUCCUUCUGUAAAUUUGAGUAAGUGUAUCAGUCUUUACCUGUGAGUUGCCCUGCUCUCGUCAUGCACCUUCUGUAGUACAGUUUCUGUAAACAUAUAAAGUGGAGAGUGGCCAGCUGGCUGCUUUCGUAUCACAGUGCUGACAGCUCUGAAACAUUGUGGUCUCAACACUGUAACUCUUAAAUUAUUGAAGAUCCCCGAAGAGCUUUUGUUUAUCUAGCUUAUUCUAUCACAAUUUACUGUAUUAGAAAUUAAUACCGAGACAUUUAUAAAAAAGAUUUAUUCACUUAAAUAUAAAAGCAACAAGUCCAUUUUACAUGUUAAUGUAAAUAUUUUAGAUGAAAAAUAAUUGUUUUCAAAAAAACAGUGAGAAUAUUGCUUUAGAUUUUGCACAUCUCUUUAACACCUAGCUUAGUAGGAACAGUUGGAUUCUCAUACUCCUUUUGCAUUGUGAUUUCUCCCUAUAUCAUGUGGCAUGCUGGCAGUGCAAAACUCUACUGUGCACUUGUGACGUCACGAGUGAAACAGACAUAUAAUAUCUUAGUAUUAUGAAAAUAGUUUUGGCCUUGGGUUUUGGAGCUCCGACUACUCUUUGAGAACCUCUAUAGUACACUUUAAAUGUGUGUGUUUCUGGAAAAACUGUAGUUGUAGGGCAAAUACCUUGUUCCUGAAUUUGUGUGUUUGUUUGCUUGGUGGAACAAAUUGGAAUUCCAGCUGAAAUUGCACUUGAGACAUUUUUAAUUGUUUUCUGGAUUUUCUUCCUUGUAUUUUUUUUUUUUUUUAAGUAUUUCAAUAAUGAGAUUGUGAAUAUCUCCUUUUUAACAGGAUAUUACAAGUUCUGGUUCAUGGUUAUUGGUGUUUAUGUUGGAAUCAUUUACUGUUCUGACCACUUUGAAGUUGUGUAAUUGUUUUGGAGGAAUAUCAAGUGUCUAUUUAAAUUUUUUUUAAACUCCUUGCUAAACAAAAGUUCAAACUGAAGAAUAGUUUAUCUCUCAUUUACAGUUAUUAAAUAUUUUUAGCUUUAUAUGUAUGUGUGUGUGUAGACACACACAUACAUAAUAUACAUACAUAUAUAAUUUUUUUUAAUGGAAAGUGGAUCCUCUGACAAAAAUCAUUACCCUCCAGGAAGUCAGCUUAUUAUGAUUAAAAGAAUGUGUUUACUUGGUUGUUUCCCUCUGGUGGCUUUCUAUACUUAGUCCAUUUUUAAAGAAAGCAUUUGUGGUUGCUUCUCACAUAAAAUUCUUUGAAGACAUAGUGACUUUUUAAAAAGGUAACUGGAAAGUAGUCUCUGCAGACUCUGGCUUUGCGGCUGUUCGGCAUACUCUGAAACAUGCCUUCUUGGGACAGUGCCCCAUUCCCGCCCCUGGGCGGGCCCUGUCCGUUGUCCACGUGUGUGUGCUCCUGUGCUGAGCUCACCCUCAGAAUGACUCACCUCAUCUUUGGCUUCCACUUGCGGUCUCAGAUUUAUAUUGGAAAGUUAAUCUCUAGGGGACCAUUAUGAACAUACAUUUUUUAAAAAAUAAUGACCUCAAAGCAAUGUGGUGGUAUUAGGGAGUGUAGUAUAUAUAUAUAUAUAUUAAGCCCUUUAAAUCUAUCAGAAACUUACUAGAUGCUUUUCAUGUAUUAUCUCACAUAAUCUUUAUGAAGUGGACUCAUACUUUAAGGAUGAAAGAAGCCAUAGAGUGGUUAAGCUAAUAACAGAGCUUUUGCUGGGAAUAAACGUUUUAGUAUGGAUUAAAAUGCUGUCAUGUAUUUGUAUAAGUAGAUGUUACUUAGUUUGUUUUAAAGCUUUUGAAAUUCUAAGAGAGUUACUUUCUAUAUCCUGUAAACUGAAUAAACUUAGCCAUUUGGGCUCCAUUCAUAAUAUGAUGAAAUCAGUACAGUUUAUUUUCUAGAGUUUUAUUUAAGCUUACAGAUCAGUUAGGUCCUUUUUGGAGCAUAUUUUAAACUAAAGAGACAUCCAAAGUAUCACAGUGAUUCUUACUUUGUGAAACAUCCCAACUUAAUAUAGUUUGUGCCCUAGAUAAUUUAAAAAUUUGCUUUUUAAAGGAUGCUUUUAUUAACAUUUGUAUUAAAUUAGCCUAUUGUAUUGAAUUCAUCCUCACUAAAUUUUUCUUUGAAUAUUUAAAACAUGUCAUUAAUUAAAAUUUUUAUGUAGCAUAUUUGAACAUAUGACUAUAUGACCAGAUGUAAUGCUGUGUUGUUGUACUGGUGAAUGAUUAACAACUUACUUUCUCAUGAAAAAGUGCCUGUUUUAGUGAUUGUUGAUAUUGUGGUAGAAAUACUGUGACCAUGGCUGAUUUCGUUUGCCAACCUGAUGUCAUUAAACUUUGACUUGGAAAGAGAUGCGCACCAGUGGCUCUCCCAAACCCUUACAAGCCAGGACCUGCAUGACACUGAGUUCUGUAGCUCCUUCAUUAAACUUACUGGUUAUUGUAUCCAAUGUUUGAAGGGUCUUUUGCUUUAUAUUGUUAAUUCAGCCCGCAUUUGGACAUGAGUUCAUUUUUAGAAGUGGACUGGGCAUUGAACUAUUGUAUUUGGAGACACCCAAGUAUUGUGUAAACCAAGUCCAGUCAUUGUGCUAACUUUAGGGGGUGCACGUUCAUAGCAUAUACUCUGAAUUCUGUCUGCAGUAGUGUUUUGUUUGACUAGUAUAGUGUUUUAAGACUAGGGUUUUGAGUAGUUUUAAGGGGAUUUGCACUGUUAAGGUGGCCAUGAGCUUACCACUGCCAGUUUUCUCAGUCUCAAACAUUUAAAUGUGUUUUAAAGCCUUUGAGUUGGCAAAUCCAGAGUCGACGUAAAAGGGCUCUUCCUCUGCCACCUCACACUCUGGUUUUGGAGUCCUGUGUCGUUUGAAUUUAUGUCACUUUCCAGUGCAGACUGUUGCCAAGAAUGUAUUCCCUUCCACACCUGAUAGCCUCUAUGUAUUCUACUUAUUUUGUGCCAGUGGAAAAGAAUUCAGCAUAUGUUUAGAUAUGUUUCUGAAAUCUGUGCUUGUCUAACUCACAGGGCUGUGGAGUUUAAUGAAAACAGAGUGUUGUGAUUCAGGCUAUUAUAUAAAGAAGGAAAAGUGAUCCUGGAUAAAAUAUUUUGGUUGGUGAUUAAAGUGCUCAUUGAAUUUUUUUUUAAUCAGUGAUCUGGAAUCUUGAUAGCUGUUAUCCACGUUAUAGUUUAAUGAGAGUUAAGAUUUGAACUAUAAAUUCUCAUCAUUUCCCCUCAAUCUUGAGGGACUGAGGAAGCAGACAUCGAAGGAGCCUUCUAAUUUUGACUAAAUGACCAUUAACUACAAGGCAGCAAACGAUUGUUACACAGUCAAUGUUUCAUAGAGUGCUGUGGGUACAAUCAGGUUUUUUAAAGACUUUCAAAGGUUCUUUACAUAUUAUCAUAAAAUAAUACAUGCUUAUGAUUUUUAAAAAUUAUGCAAUAUGUAAAGGGUAUAAAAUGAAAAGGUUAUGUCUCCUUCCAGCAACUUCAUUCCCAUACUCCAGAGGAAUGGGAUUUCUUGUAUUCCUGUAUAGUCCUUCCGAAAUGUUACCGUAUUUUAUAUACCUGUAUAUACAUUUAUACACCUCCUGCUUGUCCUCCUUUAUUUUAAAUAUACAGUUUUGUAACUUGGUUCCUUUUGUUUAACUUGGUUAUCUUUCCAUAUUACCAUAUCCAGCUCUAAAUCAUUUGGAUGGUUCCAAGAUUUCACUAUAUUAUGAAUGUCCCUUUUGAAGAACAUUUGUUCAUAGAUUUUUCUACUAAAACAUUCUUACGAUAAGAAUAUCUUUAUGCAUAUACGAAGAUUAGUCUUCAUUCUUCCUCACUGGAAACUCAGUAAAAUAGACAUCAUUGCUUUUGGGGGUCACCAGCUAUUUAAGUCUGAUUUUAUGCUUCCAUUUAGGAAAUUCUCCCAUUUAAGAAAGAAAAAAAAAUCCCUCAAAUAGACUAUCUUAAAUAUUUGAAAACUCCAAUACUUUUUAAUUGAAGUUUGAAGGCAUUUAGUCAGUUAACUGAAAGACUGGGUGAGUUCGCAUCUAUUUUGCACCCUAACUUUCCCAUUGUCCCUACCCAUGAUUCUUGGACUAGUUCCUGCUGCUGCUUGUUGGUAGUGUGCCUUUCCUUACCAACGUCAGUUAGAUUAUACCUUAUUGUCAAGAAGAAAAGAUACAAAUUACGGCAAAAUCUAUUUUGGCACAACCCCAUGUUUUAUUCAUUAUUUCUUCAAAAUUAGCUUCCUUUGCCUUAGGAAAGAUUUGGGUAAUAGCUGAAAGUGCUGCUUCUCAUUCUUCUGAGGUUUAUAGAGUCCAGAGAAUUAGUCAAGGAUAGGAUGUGCUCUCUGUUUCAAAAACAGGAAAGGUACCUUAGCACUUGAGGCUAGGAGUCAGGGAGCGAGAGAACUUGGAAAAGCCUCAGAGGUUGAGGCUGUUGAGUUAACAGGACAUGUUGUGAAAUGUGUUCAUAUGCCAAGAUUUAUGAAGACCAGAAUUAAUGCAGGAGGUGGUUUUAGGUAUUGGAUCAAAAGGUACAGGCUGAUUUCAGUAUUCAUUCCUAAGACACUUUGGGAUGGUUGAUGAAUUUGGUUAAUAAGUUCUUGUUCAUUGUGUAAUAUUUAUUGGAAGAAUUUUUUCAAAAUAAAGACUCCUGAAUUUGUGUACCA